AUGAACGUCAACAAGAAAUUCGAUCGGUUGAGGCAAUGGGGCAGGGAGCGGAUGGGCGGAGAGUCCAAGACGGACACCACGGAAGAGUUCAAAGCACUCGAGGUGGAGAUGCAGCUACGGCAUGAAGGUAAUGGGAUAUUCGACAUGAGAUCGGAUCAGCGUACUGACCUUCCGGACAGGCAUGGAGAAGCUCAAGAAGUCGUCCGAUGUCUACAUCCAGCACAUGGGCAAGAGGGACAAGUACCAAGAUAAGGAUACACAGCUCCCUGUGGGCUACUUCGGAUCGACUAUGGUGAGCCAUGGCGACGACUUCGAGGCCGACUCAGAAUUCGGCCAGUGCCUAUCUGUUCUCGGCCGAGCCAACGAGCGGAUCGCCCGCAUGCAAGAGACGUACUGUGCCAAUGCUACCAGCAGCUGGCUAGAAUCACUGGAGCGAUCUCUUGUGCAGAUGAAGGAAUACCAGAGGGCGAGGAAGCAGUUGGACAGCAGGAGACUGGCGUACGAUACGGCUUCGGUGAAGAUGCAGAAGUCGAAGAAGGAGGACUUCAGGAUGGAAGAGGAGCUUAGACAACAGAAGAUGAAGUACGAGGAGUCCAGCGAGGAUGUGUAUCGGAGAAUGCUAGACAUCAAGGAGGCGGAGGUUGAAUCCGUACAGGACCUAACGAGCUUCUUGGAGGCGGAGCUGACAUACUACGAUCGGUGCCGGGAGGUUCUGAUGCAGGUAAAGAGAGACUGGCCAGCGUAAGUACACCUCGCGACCCCUUCUGCUUUAUCUCUGCUUACACUGGUCCAGACAGGCUGCGAUGGGAUCCGGCACAGCCAGUCCCGUCAAUGGAGGCCCUGGGCGCCGCAAUACUCGGUCCCGCGCGAGCUCCGUCAACGACCGCAUCGGCCGAAUUGAAGAAGACGAAUAUCUUGAGCCUCCUCGACCUCAGAUUGGCUCUCGCGUAGCAUCAGGAACUCAAUCACCACGCAGAGAAAUGCCUGGUUUCGAUCUGCCCACUCGUCCCAACAAUCGCAGCACCUCGACCCCAGGCUUCGAAGGUCCCACAACUCUCAACCGUGCCGACUCUCCAGCAGGCAUGCCUCGUCUCGCCCGUAUGCCAACCGAGCCCUCCCAACUUCUUGGCGCCAGAUCCAACUUGCGCAUCACCAAGUCCCGCGAGGCAACUCCGAGCGGUGCAGGAGGAGACGUGUUCGGAGACGACCAGAGCGAAGAUCCAGACCAGCUCAAUGAGCAUCAUCGAGCCACGAGCUGGUCUAACAUGGCAAACGACGGCAACGGCGCGGCUUCAACAACGAAGAAAGGCCCCCCUCCACCUCCGCCUUCGAGAGCCAAGAAGCCACCUCCUCCCCCACCGAUGAAGCGAAGUGCUCUUAGUACGAGCGAGCUGCCGCACUACUGA
Messenger RNA from Lecanosticta acicola, 1406 nucleotides. The record is from the annotation of a GenBank genome assembly. Lineage: Eukaryota; Fungi; Ascomycota; Dothideomycetes; Mycosphaerellales; Mycosphaerellaceae.